Molecule: messenger RNA, 1397 nt
Organism: Gaeumannomyces tritici R3-111a-1
Lineage: Eukaryota; Fungi; Ascomycota; Sordariomycetes; Magnaporthales; Magnaporthaceae
Exons: 2
Coding region: 181-1284 (367 amino acids)
Source: RefSeq, a predicted model, not a curated record
CGCGGCUUCCUGGAGAGCAUACAGGAGGAGCUGCCCAUUUCCCCGCUACUCCCGACAUGAACAGAUUGCGAUACCCGAUAACCUCAAGAUCUAUGCCAUUAUCUUGGCUGUAUCUAAUUGUCCAUUCACCGCCCGCCACUCUUGCCACGAACUGACGCCUAAACAAAGGCGUGUUUGGCAAUGCGAUUUGUUGAAAGGGCAGAACAAAGGCCACCGUCACGGAUCCUUUACCGAACAGCGGACAUCCCAAUUGUUCCUGGACACACAAUACAGCCGCACUCAAAGCCGCACACUCUCUCAUUGUCGUCUGCCUGCUACCCUGCGCGUAUAAAUAUCACCGGGAGCCCAUUCACCGUUUACAACAUUUACAACAAGCCCAUCCUUUGCCCACCUGGUCCCAACUAUCAUCCAAAACUUGCUACGAAAGUCGUCAAAACUCGAUCCACCAAACCAAAAAUGGAAAACACAAAGGGAGCCGACCUGUUUGCCAGGCUCGACUACGCCAGGUACAACGGCGCCCCUGACGUGUUCUUUGCAGGCUUUGAGGGAGCAUGCAGAACCGGCUACCACGUUGGCAGGAUGGAGCGCGACGUCACGAUCCCUACUGCCGGUUGCCCCGAGAAACAAGAAUUCCUCGAGAAAAUGGGCGUCGACCCCGCAGCGCCCGGGACGGUGGCCAUGUACAUAAAGCCCAAGCACUCCGUCAUGGACAGUGGCUUUCCCGCCUUCGGUGGUUACUUCAACAUCACCCAGGGCUGGGCCGUCAUCGAGCACGUCUACUACGACGGCGAGAUGGUGUACGGCACGAACCACCCCCGGACGGAGCGCGUCUUCGCCUCGGAAUGGUUCUACCACUUUUGGCGGUCGCUGGCCGAGCAGGACCCCACGUACAUCAUGGGAGGCAGGGGCGAGCUGCCCCCGCUCCGCACCGUCGUGCUGUCCCAGAUCACGCACGAGGCCACGCACCGGCUCCUCCACGGGCUGAGCGCGCGGUCGCUGUACCAGAAGCAGGGCUGGCUCACGGCCGACGGCACCGAGUCCUGGAACCCGGCCGGGGAGGCGGGUAGGGUCUCGGCCCUGCAGACGUUCCGCCACCUGUUCGGGCUGGGCAUGGGGAGCUUCCUGACGCGCUCGCUGACGGACCACCACAUCGCGUUCCGCAACAUCAGGCCCGUCGAGAUAUCCUGGCGAUAUUCGGUGGAGACGAGACUGAUGGAGGACCCGUUUGUGGCAGGGAGGGCUGCGUACUGCCACGACGCUUAUAUGGCGAUAAAGCUUGCGUGACAAUACCGGGCAGGCCUGGGUUUGCAGGCAGGGGAGGAUGGUUUUUUGGAGGAAAGGGAGGCAUAUCAAGCAGCUUUAGCAUUCCUUUUCCAUAUAGACAAGAACAAGAAAAC